Exaiptasia diaphana is the source of this 3006-nucleotide messenger RNA. RefSeq names its product 5'-nucleotidase. The record is from RefSeq and is a predicted model, not a curated record. Gene Ontology annotation, molecular function: hydrolase activity; protein binding. Gene Ontology annotation, biological process: nucleotide catabolic process. Lineage: Eukaryota; Metazoa; Cnidaria; Anthozoa; Actiniaria; Aiptasiidae. Bases 425 to 2857 code for a protein of 810 amino acids. The transcript has 21 exons.
GUACAACGAACUAACUUGACUUGCUUGCACAUAUUUUUCUUUGCAGCAAGACACAACACUUUUAAAGACACCAAGAAGCCCAACUAGCCAAACAGGGUCUUAAAAGAAAAAUUAAUAAAAUUACUGUUAAAAUCAUAGAAAGAUGAAAAAUAAAAAGUCUAAAAUUUAUGUCAAAAUUACGAAAAACGAAAAAAAGAAAAAUAAAUGGGAAUUUGAUGGUGUUGCUAAGCAACAUCAUUCUUGUCACCAGUCUACGCUCGACUAACUAUUGUUGACCUUAUGAAUUUUGGUACGUUAUGUCACGAAACAGAACUGCACAACUUUAGUCAAAAAUAUAUUUUCUGUUGCUCCGAUUGCCACUAAUCUUACAGAUAAUCAUGAAUGAAGGUAGCUGACGACGGGAGUUCAAUUUUUUAACCAAGUUAUGGGCUGUACGAUCAGCGCCGAGGCAAAACCGGUCCAGGAAUCGAGAGGAGAAAAAAGUUUGGAGCCAAAAGCCAAAACAACUAUUACAACACAAAAUACAUGCAGCAGGUCUUUGAAAACACAACAAACGUCAGAAGUUCAAGCUAAAAAGACUGAAAUUAUAACAGGACAAAAUACAGCAAACUCAAAAACUUCAAACGAAGCGAAAGCCUUUGAGGGGCGACCAACUGAAACAGCUAAAGUUUUAACAAUCCUGCAUUUUAAUGAUGUUUACAAUAUCGAACCACGAGAGAAGGAGCCUGUCGGAGGAGUUGCUAGAUUUGCUCAUAAACUUACAAGCUAUAAAGACUUAAAUCCUUUGACUGUGUUUAGUGGAGAUGUAUUGAAUCCAUCCCUGAUGAGUAGUGUCACAAGAGGAAAGCACAUGGUACCAGUUUUAAACUCACUUGAUGUCAACAUAGCAGUGUAUGGAAAUCAUGAUUUUGAUUUUGGUGUGGAUGAGUUGAUUGAAUUCAAUGAAGCCACAAACUUUCCCUGGUUGAUGAGCAAUGUUAUUGAUAAAACAUCAAAUGGACCACUUGCCGAUGGCGAUAUAAAAAAGAUAAUAGAAUGGAAUGGUAGAAAGAUUGGAUUCAUUGGCCUCGUCGAAGAAGAAUGGCUUGCAACUCUUGCUACUGUAGACCCCAGUGAAGUCAUUUUCCAAGAUUAUGCUACUCGAGGAACAGAACUUGCUAAGCAAUUAAGAGACGACGGAGCUACAUUUGUUAUUGCUUUAACUCACAUGAGGCUACCUAACGACACACGAUUGGCACAGAAGUCUCUUGGCAUUGAUCUGAUUCUUGGGGGACAUGACCAUCACUACGAAGUGAAGGAAGUGAAUGGCAUUAAGAUAAUAAAAAGUGGUUCUGAUUUCAGGCACUUUAGUGUGAUUACAAUUUGCUUUAGUGACGAUAAUAAUUUUAAUAUUGAUGUAGAGAAGAUUGAAAUUACAAGUGACAUCCCAGAAGAUCCUAACUUAAAAGCCAUUGUUGAUCAGUACAUGGAUGUCAUGAAAGAGAGCAUGGAAGAAACUCUUGGUCAAAUAGAAGUUGAACUUGAUGGUCGGUUUUCAAGUUUGAGAACAAAAGAGACAAACUUAGGAAACUUUGUCACCGACAUCAUGCACAACGUGUCCAAGGUUGAUGUUGUAUUGUUGAACUCUGGUACAUUAAGAUCUGAUGCUUUGCAUGCUCCUGGUAUUUUUAAGAAAAAGGAUCUUGUUGCUAUUCUACCAAUGCCUGAUGCAAUGGUUGUCUUAGAAUUAACAGGUGAACAGCUCUUGAGAGCUUUAGAAAAUGGAGUCAGUCAGUGGCCAAAACAUGAAGGCAGAUUCCCACAGGUUUCAGGAAUGAAGUUUGCUUUUAAUCCUGAUUGUGAACCUGGUCACAGAAUAGUUGAAAAUAGUGUUGUCAUUGGGGAUAGUCCAUUAGAACUAAAAAAGCUUUAUACUCUGUGCACAAAAAGUUACAUUGCAAAGGGUAAAGAUGGAUAUGACGUCUUUUUGGAGUGCAAAGUAGUGGUUGAUGAGGAAGAUGGCCAGAUCAUAUCAACUGUAGUCCAGAAUCAUUUUGAAUCCAUCAACAUCUUGAAGGGUGUAAAGUUGUCAAAGUCAAAACACAGACAAAGUAUUGUAAUGAAACACACUGGUGAUUCAAGAGCAUCAAUAUUGGAUGCAGAAAAGCAUCAUGUCAUGAUAGAUCCAAAGGUUGAGGGCAGAAUAAUCAAUGUCAAAGAAAUGAAACAUUCCCAGCCACAGGUAAUUGAGGACACAAAUGGAAACCAGGAGACAAGGGACAGCAGUAGUGAUGGUGCCAUUGAUGACAGUGAAGAAGUGACACGAGUCAUUCCAGGAAAAGUAAUUAGAAAUGAAGAGACAGUUGAAUCAAAUGGUGUUAUGGAAAAUGGAGAAAUUGAUCAGACAUCUACUGUACAGACAAAGGAAACAAAGCCAGAUCUUGCAACUGAGGAUGAAUAUUGGGACUUAUGGGAAGCUGUUAAAGUUGAUGAUGUAAAUACAGUCAAAAGGCUACGGGAUGGGAAAAAUAUUCGACUAACGAGACUUCAAGAUAACAAAACUAUUCUUCAUCUGGCAGCUGAACGCAACUCAUCAAAGGUUAUCGAAUAUUUAUUGACGGAAGGACGGUUGAACGUGAAUACCCUUGAUGAAAUACUGCAGGGAGUGCCUCUGCAUGGCGCAGCAGAAUAUGACAGCAUUGACGCAGCAAGAAUUCUUCUCGAUCACGGAGCAGAGAUUAACAAGCAGGACUUGAUUGGAAAUACAGCUUUACACAUCGCAUGUAUGAAUAGCAAGACUAAAAUCAAAGACUAUCUGUUGUCGCGAGGAGCUGAUACUUCCUUGAAAAACUCAGAUGGAGACUUCCCAUCAUUAUGAUAAUGAAUCAAAGAAACCGUCUCGGUGAACAACGCGCCGGACUGGGAUCCCUGUGUAUAUGUAUUUAUUGAUCUUCAAUCGACGGUGAUGAAUGAAAUGAAUUUUUACCAAUUAUAUUUAGGGAAUAAUAAACUUUUUUAUAUUAUUAA